CAUUUGCGUUCUUAUAGUCCUCUAGUUUCUUGUCAUUCGCAACUAAUAGCAUACAAUUGGAUAUUCAUGUGAUUAAAAAUGAAAUCAUUAAUUACUUUUUUAGCAACAUUAGCUGUAGUAAAUUGUUACGUAACAGAUGUCUCGGAAAUAAAUGGUGUUUAUAAUUAUCUCAAUACUACAGGAGUUCUAGAAGCAGAGAGAAUUAGAAAAUUAGAAUACGAACUUUCCAGUUCAGGACAAAGAAUUGUUGGUGGGUCUCCGAGCAGUGGCGUGCCUAAUCAGGUUGGACUUAUCGUUACAUUGCCUGACGGACGUCAAGCGGUGUGCGGGGGUGUCAUUUACGCUGACAACAGGAUCCUGACAGCGGCACACUGCAACAAUGACGGUGUUAACAUCGCCCGCUCUGUCACGGUAGUCGCUGGUUCCAACUUCCUAUUCUCUGGCGGUACCAGAAUACAAGCAGAAAGCGUGGUCUUUCACACUGGAUAUGUUCCAGGAAAUGUUGCAUUCGAUCUUGCUAUUUUACGCAUACCUAGACUUGAUUAUUCUGAUAAUAUAAGUCCUGCAUUCCUACCAUGGGGUGACGAUAUGAACAAUGACUUCGCAGGAGAAUCUGUACGUGCGUCUGGAUAUGGCAUCACUAGAGACGGUGCCAGUAUUAGUACACAACAACCGUUAACCAGUGUUAACCUACGAGUUAUUUCGAAUGCCGAAUGUAGAUCAACAUACGGCAAUGUAAUACAAGAUCAUCAUUUGUGCACAAGCGGCGCUGGCGGUGUUGGCAUCUGUGCUGGUGACACUGGCGGUCCGCUCGUCAUACCUGGUUCAUGGAGAGAUACUCUUAUUGGCGUUGGAUCAUUUACAUCGGGUCGAGGGUGCCAGGCGGGCGCCCCUUCCGGUUUUAUCAGGGUUACAUCGUUCAUUGGAUGGAUUAUGGGAAAUUGAUUAUAUUAUUCUAUUAAAACUUGCGUUACAUACUUUUUAAA
This is a messenger RNA of Papilio polytes (common Mormon), 986 nucleotides long. Its product is annotated as collagenase-like. Bases 79 to 945 code for a protein of 288 amino acids. The record is from RefSeq and is a predicted model, not a curated record. Gene Ontology annotation, biological process: proteolysis. Lineage: Eukaryota; Metazoa; Arthropoda; Insecta; Lepidoptera; Papilionidae. The transcript is spliced from 5 exons. Gene Ontology annotation, molecular function: serine-type endopeptidase activity.